AUGUUUAUAGAUGAAUCUCAAAACGCCUUUUCCCCCGUAAACGGGAGUCAAUCGCAGAGUUUUUUAAACACACAGGCCUCCACCAACGACCAUGACGAGGAGGAGGAAAAGAUCGAGGUCGGCCAUUACAGCUCAAACAGGAAAUUUAAAGAUUGGCUGAUCGCCAGGCUUUUGUGCAGGUGGUGGUACGUUUUUCCUGACUGGCCACCCGAGGACUUCGAUUUCAACGCCGAGCUCGAAAAGCGCAAGUUCCGGGCCUACAAGGUUGAGGAAUUUGAGGAGAAGGACAACGUUGACAGGGACGGGUACACCAAGGUGUACCAAGUCACGGCCUUUCCAGGUGUUUUCCGUGACUACAAUGGAGUGGCUCAUGACCUUAGGCCCCUUGAGGGGAAGCCCUGCUACAACAACUACUCCAAGUUUUCCGAGCCUAAGCUUUUUGAGCUCGUCGAGAAGGGAAUAAGGAAGCAGCUUGAGAUCCUGGGCACUUCCAAGUACGACGAAAGGCCCACUCUCCGUUUUCUCAGAGAGGAGUUGCAGGUGAUCCUCGAAGAAAAAAAGAGUAGGGGACUCUAA
This is a messenger RNA of Theileria orientalis strain Shintoku, 576 nucleotides long. RefSeq lists its product as hypothetical. Bases 1 to 576 code for a protein of 191 amino acids. NCBI's taxonomy places the organism in Eukaryota, Apicomplexa, Aconoidasida, Piroplasmida, Theileriidae. The record is from RefSeq and is a predicted model, not a curated record. The transcript has 4 exons.